Messenger RNA from Orbicella faveolata, 3031 nucleotides. Its product is annotated as putative rRNA-processing protein EBP2. Gene Ontology annotation, cellular component: nucleolus; nuclear periphery; preribosome, large subunit precursor. The record is from RefSeq and is a predicted model, not a curated record. Gene Ontology annotation, biological process: rRNA processing; ribosomal large subunit biogenesis. NCBI's taxonomy places the organism in Eukaryota, Metazoa, Cnidaria, Anthozoa, Scleractinia, Merulinidae.
CGAGUUUCAUUCUUUUUAAGUGUUUACUUUUUUUUCACUCACAGCCUGGCAUGAGGCAGAAAUUGGAGCAGAUUGCCCAAGAACUUGACUGGAUUGAAAGAAUGGACGUCACUAUUGCAAGAGAGCAGGAAGACAAAAAUGAAAGUCUGAAGACAGCUGCAAUGUCUACACUCAACAGUGAGAAAAGUAUCCAUGAUGACUUCCAAAGAGAAAUGAGAUUUUACAAGCAAGCUCAAGCUGCAGUUAAUGAAGCACUUCCUAAACUAAACAAACUUGGGAUACCAACCAAACGGCCAGAUGACUACUUCGCAGAAAUGGUGAAAACAGAUGACCACAUGCAAAGGGUAAGGGCAAAGUUGCUGAGUAAGCAGCAAGCUAUGGAGAGAUCAGAGAAGGCAAAGAAACAGCGAGAGAUGAAGAAAUAUGGCAAAAAGGUUCAGCAAGAGGUCUUACAAAAGAGGCAGAAAGAAAAGAGAGAGAUGAUGGAAGCUGUAAAAAGCUAUAAGAAAAGAGGUAAGAAAACUCCAUUAAGUUCAGCAACAUUAACUGGAGGUGAAGAUGAAUUUCAAAUACAGGCUGAGAAAGGCUCCUCGACCAGCAACAAGGGAAAAGUCAUUAAACGUGGAAAAAGCGGAAAGAGAAAAAGGAAGGAUGCAAAGUUUGGUUUUGGAGGAGUCAAGAAAGGAAUAAAGCGGAAUUCUUCGCAAAGCUUCUCAGACGUGAGCUCUUUCAGUUCAGCAAAGCACAGCAAAGCACCAAGAGCAAAGUCAGGGAAUGUUGGUAAAAAGAGGAAAAACGUUAGACCUGGAAAAUCGCGGAGGAAACAAAUGAAGAAAUAGGAAUACACUCGCUUGUGGAUUUAGUCAUUUGAAAUUUAUUGUGCUCAGCUGUUUCUGAUUCUACCUAAGCAAGAAUUCAGCUUGAGACCAUGACAAAACGGUUGCAAACCUUGCCAGAUUUACACUGUUGAACCCUUGCUCGCUAUGGAUAGAACAAAAGUAGCAACAGCAAUUUUGAGCGUCGAAUAUUGUUAAUAUAUUUGACCCAAUAAAACUAUCAAUACUUUAAAUGAACUAGAAACGUUAAUAAACGCAUUGUUCGACACUUCACAAUUCACACUGGAGUUUCAGUGUGUGUUCGUCAUUUUCAGUAUGUGUAAUGAAGAAAGGCCGCCUCAUUUUAAUUCAAAGUUACAAUUUUUACCAGAGGUAACUCGAAAUGGGCUCCGAGGGGUCCCAUAUAUACGAGUGAUUUUCUAACUUUUCUUCGAAAGAAGCGUUUUAAGGGAGUGAGAAGGCCAGCGGUCCCCUCCUAAUUUCAGCAGUGCAUUAAAUUAAUCGACUUUAGGUUGGGGGCUAAUCGACUCCUGUUUGGGGGCUAAUCGACUUGGCUGCUAAACGACCGGUUAGCGACUCUAAAGAAAGCUUAAGCGUUGAGAAUAAGACAUUACAUGAAUUUCGAAAAAACAUGGAAUUAAAAUCAGUACUACACUUGCGUUAUUGAACUAGCGUGAGGUCCGCAUUGGGGAAAUAUUGGACCGAGUCGCAGGCGAUACUGCUCAUAUGUUAGGCCUAGGGCAAACGUCGAAUUUUAGUCGAACUUAAUUCGUCGAACCUAUUAAUUUUGAAAUAGGCGCAUGAAUGGUGCGACGUUUGCCGCAAAUAAGUUCGACUCAAAUUAAUUGGUUCGACUCUAGCAGAAGUUCGACUUACCAAGUCGGACAAUGCGACAGUGGUGCGGCGUUUUAGCAAACGCCGUUCUUAACACACGGUGAACACAAUUCACGAAUCAUGCAAAUUGCAAAAUAGUUGAUUCAAAAUGUGAUGGAAUGGGCAAACGUUUAAAAAAUACAUACUCCCCCAUCUGCCAAAUGCUAUUUCCCCCUGACGAGCAUGCGCUGUACAAAGACGAUUUCGCGACCGACUUCGCGGCCGGAAAUGGCGAGCUAUGACCGCUGCUCAAGACCGCCCGCGCUCAAGACCGCUGCUCCAUUGUUGUUCGCUAACAAAAGCACGGUCAAAAGAGCCACUUGGAGCAAUAGCUGUCGUCUCUGAUACACUGUUCUCAGAGCUGUAUGUAAUGCGAGUCUUCUCUUUCUAUUUUUCCCAAUUAACUGCCAAAGUAAAGCCCCACGAGCACUGUAUUUCAGCAUUUCGCUUGCAAGUCCCUGCAGUAACUAGCCGCGCAUGGAAUAAAUAGCAUGGGAACACGCGCUUAUUCCAGUGUUUUAAUGAAAUGCAACUUGUGAAAUAGGAUCGACGCAGGUUCGACGUUUGUUACACGCUGGAAUUAAGUCGACUCUUUGUCGCACCUAUUUUUAAUUUAUUCGACGCGACUUGGAUUCGACGUUUGCCCUAGGCCUUAGUGAACUAGCUUGAGGUCUGUAUAGGAGAAAUAUAGUACUGCGACUCGGUCCAUAAAUUUAGGGUAAAGAUCUUGCCGAGAAAUGGUUGGUUACUUUGUAAACUUCGUCUGCCACAAGAAGAGAUCUCUGCCGGAAAUAAUAAUUUUAAAAAAAUCGGGAAACUAAUAUGCUUACGCCUGGGGGAGGAGAUUAAGACAGGAAUCGGAUAAAAAAUAAACCACGAAACCUUUUUAAUUAUUUUUUUGGAAAAUAGGAGUACAUAGCUAAAUGUUAAUCAGCAUUCACUUGGAUCGGAAUUCAUAGAGCACUUUGAACUCAUAGACCACUUUGAUUCGAACAGCGGCUGAUAGUCAAGUCUAUGCAAAACCCUGACAUAAACUUCAUGAAAUUUCUACCAAAAAGUUUUCACAUAAUAUACGGCUGUUAUCUUCGACUGGUCAACAUUGAAGUCAUUUUAAAAAGAAAUCGGAACAGAAAUGUUAUGUGAAAGAACGAGAAAUUGGCACAAUGGACGAGCAGAGACUGGGCAGAGCUAGUACCAGUCCUUUAUAUUGCCUUAGUCAUUUGGGUCAUAAAUGAUGCAACUAAAACACAUUCAAAUGAAGUAAGUGACUUCAUAUCCCACCCAACCAAUCUUGUUUUGAGACGUAUUCUUCGAUUGUUUUU